GCCGCCAUCAACCCGAACGAAGAUCGCGAGAACUUCCGCUGCAACGCCUAUAUAAGGAGGCUCAAUACGCCUCAGGAGUUCGAGGAGGUUCUGGAAAUUAGGUCACCUUCGCCUUCUUUUCAGCUACCAUAUCUAAGAAAGCAACGAUGGCGGGAGGGAAUUUCAUGCACCGAGUCAUUUCCUAUGUUGUGAACGAGGUCGUCGUUAAUGGUCUUGCAAACAGUCCUGCAUUCCAGAGGUUUGCUGUGAGGACAUCGAAGCAGAUUGAAGAUAUAUCCACCAAGGCUGCUCAGAAAAAAGAACAAAUUAUUGAGACAAUGAAAGAUCUGUCAGAGGAUAUCAAGUCUAAGAACCGGUGAGCCUUCCUUCAUGGAUGUAGUGAACGUUGGAUUCCAACAUAUCUGUCAUAAAGAGUUCUCCUGGUUCCCAUUUCGGCUUCUUUUUGUGGCCGAUAAAAAAUUAUGUAAUGGUAGGAGUGGAGCCGAUAAUGACGCAGUGAUGGCAAAAAAAUGAAAACAAUGAUGCAUUAGGCACAUCUCUCUUGGAAUAAAUUGUUAUGCAGGUCUCUUGUAUCUAUCAUAUGGCCUCAUUAAGUAAGCAAUGAUUGUCUCCUGCUCCAUAGAAGGUUGUAUAAAAAAAUUUGCACAGCGUUAAACUUCUUACGGUAACAAGACCAGAAGGAUUUGCUAUCAAUGUCAAUUAAACUGCGGUGAUGUAAAAUAUAUAAAGCAAAAAUAAAUGGUUCAGUAAUUC
This is a messenger RNA of Rubroshorea leprosula, 753 nucleotides long. Lineage: Eukaryota; Viridiplantae; Streptophyta; Magnoliopsida; Malvales; Dipterocarpaceae. The record is from the annotation of a GenBank genome assembly.